Drosophila melanogaster (fruit fly) is the source of this 1422-nucleotide messenger RNA. It is a transcript of the gene amx, whose product is annotated as almondex. Gene Ontology annotation, cellular component: membrane; vesicle. Gene Ontology annotation, biological process: G protein-coupled receptor signaling pathway. The coding region runs from base 276 to 1130 and encodes 284 amino acids. The record is from RefSeq and is marked reviewed. The transcript has a single exon. Lineage: Eukaryota; Metazoa; Arthropoda; Insecta; Diptera; Drosophilidae.
CCAAUGGUCACAACUUAAAUGGAAAGGAUAUUAGGAUUAGAUAUUACUAAUUUGUUACGAUGAGGGGAGAGGUAUACUUAUCUGUUUAGCCAAUUUAAUUGAGCCAAAACAUAUCUAUAAACUAUUCGAUACGCUUUUUAAAGAAAUUUCUCCUGAGCAUUCGCGGUUGAUAUUUUCAUGCCACGCGUAUACGGUCACACUCUCCCACCCCACUCAUUUUCUUAAAGGGAAAAACAAUAACAUUUCCGGCGUAUUCCCCGCUCUAUCUGACCAAAAUGAGGCUCCAACGACAGUGCAUUGUGGUCAACAUGCGAUCGGCCAUUGUCCUGAUCAUGAUCUUCGUGCUGACGGGGAUCAGGAACAGCGAAACGGCCAGCGGUGGCAACCAGAUGGACUUAUCGGACUCAAAAGGCGAUCACAAGGAUAACAGCAAUGCGAGCAAUGGCAAUGGAAAUGCCAACGAUAACGAGGUGUAUGUGCCGCCCCUGGUGUCCAGCAUGGUGGCCAAGAGUGGAGGAGGUGCCGGUGGACUCCUGGACAACAUAACCGCCUACAGCAGCAGCAGCAGUAGCAGUAGCAGCAAUGGGAACAACAACAUGCUAUGCCCGUACGAUAAGGAAACGCCCUGUGAUCGCCUGCAGUUUCCCUGCAUCCGUUGCAACUACAAUCAUGGAUGCAUCUACGGCCGGGACUUGAAUGUAACCUGCGAGGUGAUCAACAAUGUCCAGUGCCUGGGCGAACGGAGUUUCCAGCGACAAAUGAAUUGCCGAUACUGCUACCAAACGGAAAUGUGGCAACAGAGCUGUGGCCAGCGCUCCAGUUGCAACUCGGCGACGGAUAAGCUAUUCCGUACCAACUGCACCGUGCACCAUGAUGUGCUCUGCCUCGGCAAUCGAUCCUUUACCCGCAACCUGCGAUGCAACUGGACGCAGGGCUAUCGGUGGAGCACAGCCCUGCUGAUUAGCCUCACGCUAGGGGGCUUUGGAGCCGAUCGAUUCUACUUGGGCCACUGGCAGGAAGGGAUUGGAAAGCUGUUCAGCUUUGGCGGCCUCGGCGUCUGGACCAUCAUCGAUGUCCUGCUCAUCUCGAUGCAUUAUUUGGGGCCAGCGGAUGGCUCACUUUACAUAUAGUUUAGUUUUACAGGGGUUAAUAGGUCAUAAGCUAACUUUUCCAUUACAGUGUACAUAAUAACGAAUGCAAAUAUGCAACCAUUAGGAAUAGCAAGAUCUUCUCAAAAACGUGUACAUAAUUAAUUAGGAAAUGUAUUUUAUUAAUAAUGCCAAAAGUUCUUUUUUGUAUCUUUUAUCUAGCACAAUUCUUUGAUCGUAUCAAUAAAUAAGUGAAAGAGAAAAUAUAACCAUCUCUUUCUCGUUCCUGUAAGAUCAGACAAAUUUGUAAAAAUAAAUGGUUUGUUUCAUUCAG